Messenger RNA from Musca vetustissima, 1785 nucleotides. Its product is annotated as nudC domain-containing protein 1. The transcript has 3 exons. NCBI's taxonomy places the organism in Eukaryota, Metazoa, Arthropoda, Insecta, Diptera, Muscidae. Bases 1 to 1785 code for a protein of 594 amino acids. The record is from RefSeq and is a predicted model, not a curated record.
AUGCCAAAAAUUGUGGAAUUGCGCCAAGAUCGCAGCUUAAUUCGAUCCAAUUUUGAUGGUUAUAAAUUAUCUUUGGACCCAGUACCACUGAUACGUCAAGAAUUGACGGCGGCCCCACUAAAAGCCACACCAAACGAUGACCAAUAUUCACUGCUGCAUGUUGAAUUAUUUUCGAUGCAAAAUUUAUUGGUUGUGGAUCCAUGGUCAAGAAAUGAUUCGUAUUUUAUAAAUAAUUUAGGCGAAGUAGUGCGGUGUUCGUAUGAUGAAAAUAGGGGUAGACCGAAUCCAAUGCAAGUGGUCUAUCGUAUCGGGGGUGGUGGUGAAACGAGUUCUGACGAACAAACGUCACAGCCCAUGUGGAAGCCUAAAGGUGAAUACAAUAACACCUUUCGUUUCAUCUCGGAAAAAUAUUGUGUACUCUGUGAUGGUGUAAAGUCGUUGUUCCUUCUUGAAACUGGAGAUCGUUUUAAGUCCCAAGAAUGGCAAAAAGUUGCCACGGCAACAAUUGAAGGACACGGAUUAGAUCCGGAUGAGAAAAAUUAUGUGAUAAAUGAUGCCCGCUUGGAUAUUGUACAAGAACAAAAGCAAAUUUCACUUGCCCUUGGUCAUGUUCAGAGAGUUGAAUCCCAAACACCGGAUGGUGGUUCCACCCACUUUAUGUAUUUACAUUGGGCAAAGUGGCACCUUAAAGAACAGAAAUGGACAUUUGAAAUUUUGGAUACAUUGGAGGGUAAAGGUUCUCUGUAUUACUGUGCCUUUGAACCACGCAGUGAAUCUUUAAUAUUGAGUUCAAAUCGCGAAUAUAAAUGGCGUUCCAAAAAAGCAAGUGAUGAGGCCGCCGUAGAUGCUACCAUUGAAAAUAAACCGCAACUGCAUGAUAAACCUGAAAAUGAAAUUUCCGGGUUUUCAUGGUCUCAAACGGAUGAGGAUAUUAUUGUGAAAUUUGAUGAUAAGCCGGGCGUUGGGAAAACAGAUUACAGCAUUAAAUGCAUGUCAAACAAAAUUACGGUUAAAUAUAAGGAAACCCCUAUUUUAGACUGUGAAUUGAGAGAGAAAAUUGAUCCGGACUUAACCACAUGGACCAUAGAAAACAACUUUCUGCAAGUGACUUUGGUUAAACAAGAUUCCGGUUUAUACUGGCCCUCGUUAUUGGCUAAUGAUUUGGGUCCCAAGGAAAACACCGACGGCAAACAACAAAACUGUCUACCAAUGGAACAGCAACCUAUUGCAAAUUUAGAAACCCCCAUUGAAGAUUGUGAUUUUCCCAUGGGCAUGGCUGAAGAGGAGAUAACAAUAGCACGUUAUAACAUGCCCAGCAAAGAUACAACACAUUCCGUUAUUAUGAGUUCAAGUCCACCAUUGUUCACGACAUCACUGCGACCCGGUUUCCCCCUAGCCAUUGCUACGCGACAAGAUGUUGACUGUUCACUGUGGCUACAACAAUUCAAUCCUACGAAACCGGAGGAAUGGUCUCUCCGACACGAAGGAAAUCUCCAUGCAUUUGCCUACGUGCAAGCCUCCAAACAACAAAAGAAAUUCAUUGAUUGUUCACCGGAUUUGGGAUAUGCCAUCAUUUCAGAAUCACAUCGGCAUGUUUUUCUAUAUAAAUCAAAAUAUGAUACUGCCAGUGGUUUGAGAAAUCGUAAUGGGCCUCAGGUUAGCAUUGGCAAACAACAUUUAAUAACUCUAGAAGAUGCCGGAGAAAUUUUGGGAUUGACAACGGCCAAUGCAGUGGCUACAUUGCUAACAGAAAAAUGUGUUUUAUUUGUGCAAAUUGAUAGUUAA